AUGGCUUUUCCUGAGGGAUUUGGAUGGGGGGCAGCCACUGCUGCGUAUCAAGUGGAAGGAGGCUGGGAUGCAGAUGGAAGAGGCCUUUGUGUCUGGGACACAUUCACCCAUCAGGGAGGAGAGAGAGUUUUCAAGAACCAGACUGGCGAUGUAGCUUGUGGCAGCUACACUCUGUGGGAGGAAGAUCUGAAAUGUAUCAAACAGCUUGGAUUGACUCAUUACCGCUUCUCUCUUUCCUGGUCACGUCUGUUACCUGAUGGGACGACAGGUUUCAUCAACCAGAAAGGAAUUGACUAUUACAACAAGAUCAUUGACGAUUUGUUGACAAAUGGGAUCACACCCAUUGUGACCAUCUACCACUUCGAUUUGCCUCAGGCUUUAGAAGACCAAGGAGGUUGGCUGUCGGAGGCAAUCAUUGAAGACUUUGAUAGAUACGCUCGGUUUUGCUUCAGUACUUUUGGGGAUCGAGUCAAGCAGUGGAUCACCAUAAAUGAGCCUAACAUUCUUGCUGUGCUGGCAUAUGAAGUGGGCAGGUUUGCUCCUGGUAUACCUCACCUUGGGACUGGAGGAUAUCGGGCAGCUCAUAAUUUGAUUAAGGCUCAUGCCAGAGCCUGGCACAGCUAUGAUUCCUUAUUCCGAAAAGAGCAAAAGGGUAUGGUGUCCCUAUCAUUGUUUCUUGUCUGGUUGGAACCAGGAAAUCCCAACUCAGUGCCUGACCAGGAAGCUGUUAAAAAAGCAUCUGCUUUUGCAUUGGAUUUCUUUGCUAAACCUAUAUUCAUUGAUGGUGAUUAUCCUGAGCUUGUCAAGUCCCAGAUUGCAUCCAUGAGUAAAAAGCAAGGGUAUCCAUCAUCACGGCUUCCAGAAUUUACCGAAGAAGAGAAGAAAAUGAUCAAAGGCACUGCUGAUUUCUUUGCUGUGCAAUACUAUACGACUCGCUUCAUUAAGAACCAGGAGAAUAAGAAAGGAGGACUAGGAGAACUAGGCUUUUGGCAGGAUAUGGAGGUUGAUUAUUUUCCAGAUCCAUCUUGGAAAGGUGUUGAAUGGGUCUAUGUGGUGCCAUGGGGAAUACGUAAAUUACUGAAAUAUAUUAAGGAUACGUAUAAUAACCCUGUAAUUUACAUCACUGAGAAUGGGUUUCCCCAGCGUGACCCACCAUCUCUUGAUGACACUCAGCGCUGGGAGUAUUUCAGACAGACAUUUCAGGAACUGUUCAAAGCUAUCCAUGUUGAUAAAGUCAAUCUUCAAGUGUAUUGUGCCUGGUCCCUUCUGGAUAACUUUGAAUGGUGUGAUGGAUACAACUUACGGUUUGGUCUUUUUCAUGUUGAUUUUGAAGACCCAGCUAGACCUCGGGUCCCUUACACAUCAGCCAAGGAGUAUGCCAAGGUCAUCCGAAGCAAUGGCUUGGAGGGGCCUCCAUAG
Molecule: messenger RNA, 1419 nt
Organism: Sciurus carolinensis (gray squirrel)
Lineage: Eukaryota; Metazoa; Chordata; Mammalia; Rodentia; Sciuridae
Product: cytosolic beta-glucosidase
Exons: 5
Coding region: 1-1419 (472 amino acids)
Biological process (GO): carbohydrate metabolic process
Molecular function (GO): hydrolase activity, hydrolyzing O-glycosyl compounds
Source: RefSeq, a predicted model, not a curated record